Messenger RNA from Arachis ipaensis, 664 nucleotides. The record is from RefSeq and is a predicted model, not a curated record. Lineage: Eukaryota; Viridiplantae; Streptophyta; Magnoliopsida; Fabales; Fabaceae.
GCCUCGAUACAUCAAUAUGAUAUUGUCGUGCCAUAUAGCUCCAAUAAUUAAGGUGACAUCAAUUGGAAUGUAAUAACAUGCUAUAAUUUACAUUAUUUGGCUGUAGGUUACUUGCCUCCUUUGCAAGAGUUAACGACUUAAAUUGCAGGGGGGCUAUUGCGUGAGUAAAUUAUCACGGUGCUCGAACAAACCAAUCUCUAAACCGGCCCAAGACAAACUCAGAUGGGUAAAAAGAAACUAGUCGAGACGCGUUGUUCACCUUGCUACAUUAACAACUUAUUUACCCACUUGGAACGACAUAAUGAGCAAGCUAAGUUGGCCGAGAUUGAGGCCAUUGGAUUUGAUUUCCUGCGCCGGGUACCACAAUGGCAUGUGAAGCAGAGCAUCGUGCUCCAACUAGCUAGGGCCUAUGACGUGGAGACAAACACUCUCAGGGUCGACGCCGAGGACAUUCGCAUUACUGCAGAACUUAUCGGCAAUGUAUUCGGCAUACCUUCUCGAGGGGACCCAAUCCCUAAACUGCAGAAAAAAAUGAAUCGCAUUUGGCAAUUAAGAGAGAAUUUCAGAAGAAAACUACAACCCAACUGCGGGACUUUGUCUUUGAUUGUCCGAUGGAGACCGAGCAACAGAGGAUGACCUUUAGAAGGUACUUUAUCAUGGUUGU